UUUCGCAUUAAAGCCUUUAAACCCUAGAAGGUAUUGGAGUUUCGCUCCAAUUCGCCCCUGACCUCCCCCCGCUCGUAGACUGCUCCUCCUUCUGCCGCCGAUCAACAGCAAUGGUGAAGUACUCGAGGGAGCCUGAUAAUCCAACCAAGUCCUGCAAGGCCAGGGGCUCGGAUCUAAGAGUUCAUUUCAAGAACACGAGAGAGACAGCCCAUGCCAUCCGGAAAAUGCAGUUGGGAAAGGCCAAAAGUUACUUGGAAGAUGUUUUGGCUCACAAGCAAGCCAUUCCCUUCCGCCGCUUUUGCCGUGGUGUUGGUCGUACUGCUCAGGCGAAGAACCGCCAGUCGAAUGGUCAAGGACGCUGGCCGGUUAAGUCUGCUAAUUUCAUUCUUGAUUUGCUCAAGAAUGCUGAGAGCAAUGCUGAAGUGAAAGGGCUGGAUGUGGAUUCACUUUAUGUCUCUCACAUCCAGGUCAACCAGGCUCAGAAACAGAGACGCCGCACAUAUCGUGCUCAUGGAAGAAUAAAUCCUUAUAUGUCAUCUCCCUGCCAUAUCGAGUUGGUUUUGUCAGAGAAAGAAGAGCCAGUGAAGAAAGAGCCUGAAACUCAAUUGGCUCCCAGGAAAUCAAGGAAAGGCCAAGCACUACACAGCGGUGCUUCUUCUUGAAUUGUUUGGUUUAAAGAGUUUAUGGUCAUUCUGAUCCUAGAUCAUCCACUCUAUCUUUUCCUAGAAUGUCUCAGUUUUCAGAUAUCUGUUAUUUGUAGUUGAGAAUUCUGUCACCGAAUAUUUGUUCAACAAUUUUGCUUUUCAGUGUCUGGGUGAGACUUUAAGCCUUUCUUUUUCUGAGUAGAAUAAUUUUCUAUUGGGAAUUUGUAGUGAUUUCGAAAAUUGAAGCUAAUUAAUUAAUGAGAAGUUUGGUUUUCUUGAGAA
Prunus persica (peach) is the source of this 926-nucleotide messenger RNA. Its product is annotated as 60S ribosomal protein L17-2. NCBI's taxonomy places the organism in Eukaryota, Viridiplantae, Streptophyta, Magnoliopsida, Rosales, Rosaceae. Bases 111 to 662 code for a protein of 183 amino acids. Gene Ontology annotation, biological process: cytoplasmic translation. Gene Ontology annotation, cellular component: ribosome; cytosolic large ribosomal subunit. The record is from RefSeq and is a predicted model, not a curated record. Gene Ontology annotation, molecular function: structural constituent of ribosome. The transcript is spliced from 7 exons.